This is a messenger RNA of Phalacrocorax carbo (great cormorant), 7058 nucleotides long. Lineage: Eukaryota; Metazoa; Chordata; Aves; Suliformes; Phalacrocoracidae. The record is from RefSeq and is a predicted model, not a curated record.
CCCCGCCCCGCCCUGCCCCGCCCCGCCCCGCCAGGCGGACACCGGCGCGGCCUGCGCGGCGCGGCGCGGCCCACAGGCGCGGGCGGCAUGGCGGCCCCGGCGGCCGGCCCCUAGCUGCCGGCGGAGCAGAGGAGCGGCCAAGCGGGCUCCAUGGAGGAGACUUAGGGCCACCGGGGACGGGAGCGGAGCCGGCAGCGAUGCCGUCACCUGGGCAGACCCCGAGUGCUGGAAGCCCUCCGAGGACGUAGGUGACCCCCAGGGCGUGGAGGCAGGGAAGAGCCUUGAACUGUGAGGGGCCGUUAACUCUAAGAUGUCCUUGAGCAGCGGAGCUUCCGGAGGGAAAGGAAUUGAUGCGAACCCCGUUGAGACGUACGACAGUGGGGAUGAGUGGGACAUUGGUGUAGGGAAUCUCAUCAUUGACCUGGAUGCUGAUUUGGAGAAGGAUCAGCAGAAAUUGGAAAUGUCGGGCUCCAAAGAGGUGGGGCUCCCAGCACCCAAUGCGGUGGCAACCCUACCGGAUAACAUCAAGUUUGUGAGCCCAGUGCCGGGCCCACAGGGCAAGGAGGGCAAAUCCAAGUCAAAAAGGAGCAAGAGUGGCAAGGACAGUGGUAAGCCAACCCCAGGGACCUCCUUGUUCACUCCCAGCGAGGGAGCUGGUGGCAAGAAGGAGGCUCAAGGACGCUCUGGGGACGGUGCGAACUCGGGUGGCUUGGUGCCUGCUGUCACCCCAAAGGGCUCAGAGAAAUCAGCCAAGGCGUCUCGCAGUGUGGCCGGCUCCAAGAAGGAGAAGGAGGGCGGCUCAUCCAAAAGCAAGAAGGAAAGGAGUGAGGGUGCUGGGGCUGUGGCAGAGAAGGAGCCCAGCAUGCUGCAGCCUCUGGCCCUGGCAGUCAGGGUGGGACAGUAUGAUGGGGGCCAGGGGACAGAGCCAGCUGCUGCCGAGCAGCUUGGGAGUAUAGCUAUUGACACAGGAGCUGCACUCAAUCCGUUGGGAGUUAAGUCGGAGCUGGAAGAUGGGGAAAAUGAGUGCCGGCAGCCGAAAAAAGUGAAGUCGGAGAAGAUGGAGUCUCCAGUCUCUACACCUGCGGUGUUGCCCUUGCACCUCCUUGUCCCUGUUGUCAACAAUGACAUCUCAUCACCUUGUGAGCAGAUCAUGGUACGCACCCGCUCAGUGGGAGUGAACACCUGUGAUGUGGCCCUAGCCACUGAGCCUGAGUGCCUGGGCCCCUGUGAGCCUGGGACCAGUGUGAACCUGGAGGGCAUCGUCUGGCAAGAGACAGAGGAUGGUAUGCUGGUGGUCAAUGUCACAUGGAGGAACAAGACGUAUGUGGGGACGCUGCUUGACUGCACACAGCACGACUGGGCACCUCCCCGGUUUUGUGACUCUCCCACUAGCGACUUGGAGAUGCGCAAUGGCCGGGGCAGGGGCAAACGCAUGCGCCCCAACAGCAACACACCCGUCAACGAGACCGCUGCUGUCUCAGACAACAAAGGGACCAGCAACAGCAGCAAGACCCGGGCAGGAGCCAACAGCAAAGGGCGCCGGGGAAGCCAGAACUCCUCGGACCACCGCACGCCGCCCGGCAGCACAGCGGAGGAUGUGAAGGCCAGUCCGUCCUCUGUCACAAAGCGGAAAAGCAAACCCCUCUCUGACAUGGAGCUGAACUCCAGCUCGGAGGACUCUAAGGGCAGCAAACGCAUCCGCACGAACUCGAUGGGCUCGGCAGCUGUGCCACCUGCCACGGUCAAGGCGGAGCCAGCUGUCCUUGACCGAAACUGCCCUUCUCCCAUCCUCAUCGACUGCCCCCACCCAAACUGUAACAAGAAGUACAAGCACAUCAAUGGGCUGAAGUACCACCAGGCCCAUGCGCACACAGAUGAUGACAGCAAGCUGGAGGCGGACGUGGACAGCGAGUACGGUGAGGAGCCGUCCCUGCACACGGACAUUGGGAGCUGCAAUGGUGCCACCGUCUCUCAGAAGGGCUCGCUGUCGCCAGCUCGCUCAGCCACCCCCAAGGUGCGCUUGAUGGAGCCCCACAGUCCCUCCCCAUCCAGCAAGUUCAGUGCCAAGGUCCCCUGCAAGAAGAAGCUGGGUGGGGAAGGAGACACUGACCCGGGUGCCCUGUCCAAUGAUGGCUCUGAGGAUGGUCCCUUGGUGGCCGAUGAGACGAGUAACGAUGGCUUUGACUCUCUGGAGAAGCGAUGUGUUGAUAAGGACAAGUCAAAGAAGGCAUCUGGUGCUAAGCCGGAGAAGAUCCCUUCCAAAAGCUUGAAGUCUGCCAGACCCAUUGCACCAGCCAUUCCCCCCCAGCCAAUUUACGCCUUCCAGACAGCCACCCUCACCACAGCCAGCCCUGGUUCCUCCACAGGUCUUGCCACCACCGUGGUACAGACCAUGCCCAACAGCCCUCAGCUCAAACCCAUUCAGCCCAAGCCUACGGUGAUGGGAGAGCCCUUCACGGUGAACCCUGCCCUCACCCCUUCCAAGGAGAAGAAGAAGAAGGACAAGAAGAAGAAGGAGCCCAAGGAGGUAGAAAACCCUCUGACUCCUGGCAAAGCCUGCAGAGCAGAGGAAGGCAAGAGCCCUUUCCGGGGAGAAUCCAGUGACCUGGGGACAAAAGGCGAGGGGCUGCUGAAUGGUUCAUCUGACCCCCACCAGAGUCGGCUUGCCAGCAUCAAGGCUGAAGCUGAUAAAAUCUAUAGCUUCACCGACAAUGCCCCAAGCCCCUCCAUCGGUGGUGCCAGCAGGCUGGAGAACACCAACCCAGCCCAACCCAUGACCCCACUGCACGUUGUCACCCAGAAUGGGACAGAGGUGAGCUCAGUGAAGACUAACAGCCCGGCCUACUCGGACAUCUCCGAUGCUGGGGAGGAUGGGGAGGGUAAGCUGGAGAGCAUGAAGGCAAAGGAUCCAGAGCAACUGGUCAAGGAAGGCGCCAAAAAAGCUCUUUUCCCCCCACAACCACAGAGCAAAGAGUCUCCCUAUUAUCAAGGCUUUGAAACCUACUAUUCUCCUGGCUACCCCCAGGCAAGCCCAGGGCCCCUGAACCCUGGCAGUCAGGCCACAGCUGAGACACAGGCCUUGAAGCUGAAGAAGGACGAGGAGCAGGAGAACCCAGAGGUGAAGGUGAAGAGUGAAGGCUGUGAAGAAAAGAAGGCUGAGCUUGGCAGCUCCAGCCAGCAGCCCUCAGUCAUCCAGCAGCGUCCCAACAUGUACAUGCAGUCCCUCUACUACAACCAGUAUGCUUACGUGCCCCCCUAUGGCUAUAACGAGCAGGGCUACCAUGCUCACCUGCUCAGCACCAACCCUGCCUAUCGCCAGCAGUAUGAGGAGCAGCAGAAACAGCGGCAGAGCUUGGAGCAGCAGCAGCAGCGGGGGCUGGAGAAGAAAGCAGAGCUGGGCUUAAAGGAGAGGGAGGCAGCGCUUAAAGAGGAGUGGAAGCAAAAGCCACCCAUGCCCCCGACACUCACCAAGGCCCCAAGCCUCACGGACCUCGUCAAAUCGGGGCUGAGCAAGGCCAAGGAGCAGGGAGGUCCUGACAUGGCUAAAUCCGUAAUCAUCCCCAAGCUGGAGGACUCAUCCAAGCUGGCUGGCAGCCAGGUUGCUGAGGGGCUCAAGGUAAAACUGAGUGAGGCCAGCCACCUUGGGAAGGAGACGACUGAGACGAAGGCUGGCUCCGACUGUGGCCGGCAAGCGGAGGUGGACCCUGUGCUCUGGUACAGACAGGAAGCCGAGCCCCGGAUGUGGACCUACGUGUACCCGGCAAAGUACUCGGACAUCAAGACAGAGGACGAGCGGUGGAAAGAGGAGAGGGACCGAAAGUUGAAGGAAGAAAGAAAUCGAAGCAAAGAAGCCACAUCUAAGGAGGAUGGGAAGGAGAGUACCAGCUCCGAGUGCAAACUGACCCCCACUGAGGAGGCUCGCAUGGUGGGGAAGGACCCCAGACCCAGUGUCCAUGUCCCUGUGUCUUCACCCCUCACGCAGCAUCAGUCCUACAUCCCGUAUAUGCACGGCUACUCCUACAGCCAGUCGUACGACCCCAAUCACCCCAGCUACCGGGCCAUGCCCACCGUCAUGAUGCAGAAUUACCCAGGAUCAUACCUACCCUCCAGCUAUUCCUUCUCCCCAUAUGGGAGCAAGGCAUCCAGCAGCGAUGACAGUGACAAGUCCCGAGCCAGUCCCAGCGUUAGUUGUAAAUCCAGCUCAGAGUCCAAGGCCCUGGACAUCCUGCAGCAGCACGCCAGCCACUACAAGAGCAAAUCACCCACGAUAAGCGAGAAGACAUCUCAGGAGCGGGACCGCAGUGGCUGCGGGGUGGUGGGAGGCAGCGGGAGCUGUAGCACUGUUGGAGGAGCUGGCGGGGGAGAGAGGAGCGCCGACCGGCCCCGCACCUCACCAUCUCAGCGCCUGCUCUCAACGCAUCACCACCACCACCACCUUGGGUACUCGCUGCUGCCAGCGCAGUACAACCUGCCCUAUGCAACAGGUCUCUCCUCCACAGCCAUCGUUGCCAGCCAGCAAGGCUCCGCUCCCUCCCUAUACCCACCUCCCCGGAGGUGAGAACGGACAUAACAUGCCGGGAUGCCUGGGCUGUACAAGACAUGUGACUGGCUCACAUGGGGAACCGCUGGAGACUCCUUUAGACAUCAGUUGAAUGGUGUUAAUUGUUCUGCUUGACGUUCCUGCCGUGAUCCGAGGCAGACUCUGUCUUCUCCCCCCCUGUUGGACACACACUGACUCCCCCCUCUACACUCUCCCCUUUGGUGAGUGGGUGAGCUGGUACCUGCGGAAAUAUUUAUUCUACUGGGCACCGGCACUCGGGAUGGAGGUGACUCGCCUGCCUGGUGCAUAUGAAGAGGAAACGGAAGCACUGAGGUUUCUAGAUGGAUUUGGGACCCCACUGUGUCUCUGCGAACUGCUGCUUCAUGAUGGGGCUGAGCGCCAUGUGACUGGGGGCAGGCAGGGCCACUGUUUUCUGCCUGAUCCUUAGCGGGGCUUGAAGUGCAAGGCUGAGCCCGUCGUGGAGUUGCAGUCUCAGGAAAGGAAGGGCUGGCUCAUGUGGGUGUUAGGGAGGCUGGUGCGAGCCUGGCGGGGAUGGUGGGCGGGGGGUGUCAGCCUGACUGGAGGCGGCUGUGGGGCAUGGGGACAUGCUGCAUGUGGGGCGCACCCUAUCCCAGCCCCAAGGCUGCUCCCAUGCCCCACAGCAACCGCUGCACUAUGCCUGUGUGGGCAGGAGCCACCAGUGCAUGGUCUAUGGCUGAAGUGGUGGGUUGGGGAGCCUGGGCUGCUCUUGGCCCCAGUGUAGCAGCCUCUGUCCCUGCCCCGCACCCCAGGCAGCUGGGGCUUAGCUGGACUGGAGGCAGCCAGGCACAGAGCUGGGGGCUGUGCCCAUUGACCAGCCGGCUGCCAGCGUUCCUCCCCAGUGCCUUGCACAGUCCAGACCUGCCUGAAGCUUACGCUCAUGGCAUUCAAGUUGGUUUCUGAGCUGUGACUCUGCAAACCCCCCGGCCUCUCAUCUGACCCCACCCCCACUCUGGCAAGUGCUCUCCAAACCCUGGGUCACCACAUCCCUACUCGGGAGGGGGUGGGGUGAGGGCUGCGGCUCCUCUUUGCAUCCACCUUCUGCUUUUAAAUCGGCUUCCUCAGGCCAUGAGCUGAGCCCAGGGAGGAACAAGCACGCUUAGGUUCUGCCAGAGGCACUUGAGGCUGUGCUAGUUCCCCCUCCAGCCCCAUGCCAGGGCUCAAGGCACCAGGCCUUGGAGGAAGCUGGUCCCCACUCCCGGCUGCUCCCCAGCACCCAAGGACAGGGGCUUUCUGGUCCUCUGCUCCCCCAGCCCCAAGUGGCUCUCCCCAGGCCGAUGCUCUACCUCGGCCCUGCAGCAGCCAGGCCACCCCAGCUCUCCCCGCCGCUCCCCACUGCCUGGCCAGGGGAGCACAGGGGUCCGUCGGUCUCGGGCGUGUGUGUCCGUGUCGCACCCAGCCCCAAGGGGCCGCUGUACCGGGAUGCUCUGCCCGCCGGGCUCUGUACAUACUGUAAAAAGGAAUUGUUUGAAAGCUGUUGUUUUGGGUUUUGUUUUCUUCCCCGUUUCCCUCCAUCCCACUUUACCCAGCUGGGAAGGAGGCGUUCGCUGGUCUUGCACCUGGUCCAGAUGCCGGCAGCAUGGCAGCCCCAGCCCGCUGUCAUUGGGCGACUCAUUUUUCCUCCACUCUUCGUUGUCUUCGCAAGGAGACAGGGCCAUAUGGCCAGGCACACUCCUCAGGGCUGGGGCAGGCGAUGCUGAGCAGCAACUCAACCCUCCCCAUGCCCGUGAAGGAGCCUCAUGCAGCCGCUGGGCUGGGGACCAGAGGGGUCAGGGUGUUGGGGGGAGCCCCAAAUCCCACCCACAGAGGAGUAUCCCACCAGCUCUUCCUACCCCCGGCCUCAGCUGGUCAGGCAGAGGCUGGCUCCUGGCACGGCCAGGGCCCACCAGCAGCUCCAGGGGUGUGGAGGAGGGUGUCCGGUCCAGGGCAAGGGGGCGAUGGGGGUGUGCCACAGGCUUUACUGGCAGUCAAAGAGGGUUGGGGGCGGGGGUGGGGAACUGCUCACAUCUUCCCAGUUAGGUCCCAGUUGAGUCUCCCUUUAGGUGUUAAAUGAAACAACAGUUCAUGCAGAAUAGGUUUGAGGUUUGAUGUUUUAUGUUUUUUCAGCUUUUUUCCCCUGGUCAGUUCCUGCCCAUGGGGCUGGCCCCCCAGCCCUCCACAGCAGUGCUGCUCCCUGACCCAUGGGGCCCCUGCCCCCGGGGUCACCCUCCCCAGCCCUGGCCCCUGCCCACUGGGCACUGCGGGCAGCCAGCCAGGGCAUCAAACCAUUGGUGUUUAUAGCUCGUUUAUAUUGGCAUUGCUGUGUUGGGUUUCAUUUCAGUCUUCCUGAUUCUGCCCUUCUGUAAAGUGUACAUUAUUACCAAGUUCCUUGUUUUUUUAUAUAUAUAUAUAAAUAUAUAUAUAUACAAACUGUACUCUUCUUGCCUUUGUACAUUUGGGCAAGGGGAGAGAAUAAAUCUUUUUAAGAGACAAUCACAAA